Messenger RNA from Linum tenue, 1517 nucleotides. NCBI's taxonomy places the organism in Eukaryota, Viridiplantae, Streptophyta, Magnoliopsida, Malpighiales, Linaceae. The record is from the annotation of a GenBank genome assembly.
UUAUGGUAUGCGGGUACAGAACAGUAGCAGGAUUAGCUCUCAAUCAAAUGAGCAGCUGCAGAAUGCACCGUAACCUGUCCCAGGAUUCUGCUUCUUCGCCGUCACUCGGUUCCCGGCCUUCUUCAAGCCCCCCAUUUCCACCAUCUGCUUCUCCUCCUCCAAUUUCAGGUCCGGCACUGGCGCUGUUAGUUCCUGUGUAACUCUGCGCGGAAUGAACUCCCAUGGAGUCGUCCCUGACGUUUCCAAAGUCACGGUGGUGGACGACCCUGCGCUGCUGGAGGAGAAAGCUGCAGCAAUUCGUUUAGCUGGCCCUGCUAAACUCCAGGUGAUAGCAGAUUUCGACGCGACGCUUACCAAGUACAUUGUGAAUGGCCGCAGAGGCGACAGCAGUCAUGGCCUUUUGCGUCAAGAGAAUGCCGAGUAUGACGCCAAGAGGCUUGCUUUAUAUCAGUACUAUCACCCCUUGGAAUUCUCCCCUUCUAUCCCCAUAGAAGAGAAGACAAAGCUCAUGGAAGAGUGGUGGGGGAAAACGCAUAACCUUCUUAUUGAGGGAGGUCUUACAUAUGAUUCUAUUAAAGAGUCUGUUGCUGCAUCGGAAAUUGCUUUCAGGGAGGGAGUAGUUGAACUGUUUGAGUUUCUGGAGGAAAGGGACAUUCCAGUUCUCAUAUUUUCAGCAGGGCUUGCAGAUAUCAUAGAAGAGGUUCUGAGGCAGAAGAUUCAUCGAUCUUUCAAAAAUGUUAGGAUUGUGUCUAAUAGAAUGGAAUUCAAUAGAGAUGGACGGCUCAUUUCGUUCAAAGGGAAGUUAAUUCAUAGUCUAAAUAAAAACGAGCAUGCUCUUGAUAUGGCGGGCCCUCUUCAUGAGCAUCUUGGGGACUCCAAUGGGUUAAACAAUCUAGGUGGAUCGGUUAAAGAUAGAACCAACGUGCUCCUUCUUGGUGAUCACUUGGGAGACCUAAGAAUGUCUGAUGGCUUGGACUACAGCACUCGAAUUUCUGUUGGAUUCCUGUGAGUACUGUAAACUAGUCACCUUUCUUACUUGUAUAGUAGUAUUCUAUAUAAACCAGCACCUGAGUUAUAUUCCGUUAGAGUAGUUAUUACAUGUCACCUUUGCAGUUGUUUUUCUUGCACUUGAUUCUUAGUUUUGCUUUCACUUGAAUUAAUUAUGUAGCAGACUAGUAUUUGAAUCCUCUUUAUUUCACAUUUAACCACAUUUUAUAUGAUGGGGAACGUGUGUUUCGCUGAUCUCAUUCUGUUUCAGAGUGGGCUUGAAGAUGGCUGAAGAUGAAGAGUCAAAUAUGACAAAAGUGGAUGACUGAAAUGAAAGAUCCUCAUUUUUCUUUGCACUUUUCAUCAGUAGGUUGGUAUUAGUAUUAGUAACAAGUCUUGUGAUAUUAUUGAGCAGCACUUGUUGCUUGUAGUUGAAGUUAUUUACAAAGUAUCCAUUCAUCCGAAAUUGCUAUACCAUUUCUGAUUUAUUCAUCUCAACCACAUCAAAAAAAGAAACCAGAGUACAAAGG